Molecule: messenger RNA, 1464 nt
Organism: Penicillium nucicola
Lineage: Eukaryota; Fungi; Ascomycota; Eurotiomycetes; Eurotiales; Aspergillaceae
Product: putative flavin dependent monooxygenase
Exons: 2
Coding region: 1-1464 (487 amino acids)
Molecular function (GO): N,N-dimethylaniline monooxygenase activity; NADP binding; flavin adenine dinucleotide binding
Source: RefSeq, a predicted model, not a curated record
AUGUCACUCCCGAAUCCCAUUCGCAGAGUCGCUGUCAUUGGUGCUGGGCCAUCAGGCCUGGCUGCAGUCAAGUAUCUGCUCGCGGAGAACCACUUCGACCAAAUCGAGGUCUUCGAACAAAGAAGCUCGGUUGGUGGAGCCUGGAAUCACAAUAGAAGUUCAACCAAGUCUGGGAUGUCAACCACUGUUCCUCAUCUGAAUCCCCACGAGCCACUCGAAAGUCCGACCUGGAUCGAUGGACCCGAUGGAAAGCGCGAGGCAACAUUCGUGUCUCCGCUAUACGACCUACUGGAGACCAAUAUCCCUAGGGAGUUGAUGCGUUACUCGGAUCAGGACUGGCCAUCAGAAGCCCAGCUAUUCCCUAAACAUCAAACGGUCAAGCAGUACCUGGAGGAUUAUGCCAAGGAUAUCACAUCACUCAUUCAGUUCGAGACUCAGGUUUCAGAUGUCAAACUUAAGGAUGCCGGUUUAAGCACCUGGGAUUUAACAGCAAAGAACCUUAUGACAGGCGCUGAAGUCACCCAUACUUAUGAUGCCGUUGUGGUUGCAAGCGGUCAUUUCACCAUCCCCUAUCUACCAGCUUUCUCAGGUAUGGAGGCUUGGGAUGCAUCUUAUCCUGGUGUCAUCUCCCAUUCCAAAUUCUACGAUUCCCCCGAAUCUUUCCGAGACAAAAAGGUAGUUGUGGUCGGAAGCUCUGCUUCAGGUCUUGACAUCGGUGCUCAAAUCAACAAAGUAAGCAAAGGCAAAGUGAUGGUCUCCCAGAAGUCCGAAUCAUACUUGGCUGCAUCUUCGGCAAACAAUCAGAUUACUUGCCCAGAGAUAGUCGAGUUCCUUCCGACGACAACUCACAACAGAGGAAUCCAGUUUGCAGAUGGCCAUAUUGAAGAAAGUAUCGACGCAAUUGUUUUCUGCACUGGCUACUUUUAUUCAUUCCCUUUCUUGUCUUCGCUCGUGCCACCAGUCGUUACCCACGGAUGGCGAACGACGGACAUUUAUCAGCAUUUAUUCUAUAUAGAGCACCCGACGCUUGCCUUCCCAGUUCUUCCGCAACGAGUCAUUCCGUUCCCUAUGGCAGAGGCCCAGGCUGCUGUUUUCUCUCGUGUAUGGUCUGCGCGACUUACACUUCCAUCCAAAAAAGCCAUGUGUGACUGGGAGGAAUCGGAAAUACGCACUAAAGGGGAUGGGAAAGCAUUCCACCUCCUCAACUUCCCCGCGGAUGCAGACUAUUUGAAUUUCCUCCACGACUGGGCGAACAAGGCGACUCUCCGCUCAGGCUUGUCAAAUGAUGGAAAAGGCAAAAUUGGCCCUCGCUGGGGCGAGAAAGAAAGGUGGAUGCGAGCACUUUUCCCCGAAAUCCGACGAGCUUUUGUACAGAGAGGAGAGGCCAGAGGCCAGAUCAGGAGUCUGACAGAGCUCGGGUUCGACUUCGAAGAGUGGAAACGGGAACAAGGUCCCCACUUAUGA